GUUAAAUCUCAUACAACUAUUAAAUAUAUAUUUUUUUAAAUAAUCCAUUGCUAGCACUAAGUUUUAUAACAUUAGAAGAAUUUAAUAAAUUUUUUUUAUGUUGUUUGAUAUAUUGGCUUAGAUAUAUUAAUAAUAGAGUUAAAAUGAGUUACUUGAAUUUAAAUUAUUUCAAAAUUUGUAUCUGUACAAUAUAUAAUAAAAUAUAAUAAUUUAAAUAUAUAUAUAUCACUCACGCCUAAAAAAGGAUAUGCGAGAAAAUAAAAAAUAAAAAAUUCAAAGCAAGGACCUAUAUACUGAACGAGCAAAUACGUGGUCCAAGCAAGUUUUUCUUAAGGCCACUUUUUGCAGCCAUGGAAGCUAGACUUAAGUUUGCAGUUCUUCUAACUCUCCAACUCAUAACAGUUUGUUCCUGCAAAGACGCCAUAACCAUAAACCAAACUUUGAGAGAAGGUGACCUCCUUGUCUCCAAAGAAAACAAUUUUGCACUAGGAUUUUUCAGCCCCAACAAAUCAAACUAUCGAUAUCUUGGAAUUUGGUUUUACAAAAUACCAGUGCAAACCGUAGUAUGGGUAGCCAACAGGAACAAUCCCAUCAGCAGAUCCUCCUCAGGAGUUCUCUCCAUUAAUCAACAAGGAAACCUUGUUCUCUUUACUGACAAGAAUAUUAAUCCAGUUUGGUCCACCAAUGUUUCUGUAAAAGCAACGGGUACUUUGGCUGCUGAGCUCUUAGAUACAGGAAAUUUAGUUUUGGUUCUUGGUAGGAAAAUAUUGUGGCAAAGCUUUGAUCAACCGACAAAUACUGUAAUACAAGGAAUGAAACUGGGACUGAGUCGGAUAUCAGGUGUAAAUUGGUUCCUCAGAUCAUGGAAAUCAGCAGAAGAUCCAAGAAAUGGAGACUAUUCGUUUAAGCUCCAUGCAAGUGGCUCGCCACAAUUCUAUAUAUACAAGGGCAAAAAGCAUUAUUAUUGGCGAUCUGAUCCCUGGCCAUGGAAAAAAUACGACAGCUAUUUGCAGCAUAGUUUUGUUAAAAAUGAUGAUGAGAUAUAUUAUACUUUUUUCGUUCAUGAUGCUUCUGUUUUAACAAGAAUAGUUCUUGAUCAUUCAGGAUUUCUCAUGUUUCUAAUGUGGCAUCAAGAACAUAACCAAUGGAAGGUGUUCUGGUCAACUCCUAAGGAUAGUUGUGAAAAAUAUGGAGUGUGCGGUGCUAAUAGCAAAUGUGAUUACAACAUUCUUAAUCGAUUUGAAUGCAAUUGUUUACCUGGGUAUGAACCCAAGUCACCCAAGGACUGGAAUUUAAGAGAUGGAUCAAGCGGAUGUGUCAGGAAGCGACUGAAUUCUUUGUCGGUUUGCCAACAUGGAGAAGGAUUUAUGAGAGUGGAAAAUGUUAAAAUCCCUGAUACCAAAGCUGCAGUUUUGGUUGACAUAAGCACAAGUCUUAUGGAGUGUGAACGAAUAUGUAAGAGCAACUGUUCCUGCUCUGCAUAUGCAAGCAUAUAUAUUUCUGAGAAUGGAAGUGGUUGUUUAACAUGGUACGGUGAAUUAAAUGAUACCAGAAAUUAUUUAGGUGGCACUGGCAAUGAUGUAUUUGUACGUGUUGAUGCACUAGAACUAGCUGGGAGUGUGAGAAAAUCAAGCAGUUUAUUUGACAAAAAGAGAGUGCUGUCAGUCCUAAUACUCUCUGCUGUUUCAGCAUGGUUUGUCCUCGUUAUCAUACUGAUCUAUUUUUGGCUUAGGAUGAGGAGAAAGAAAGGCACAAGGAAAGUGAAGAACAAGAAGAACAGAAGGCUAUUUGAUUCUUUAAGUGGGUCAAAAUACCAGCUUGAAGGAGGAAGUGAGAGUCAUCCGGACUUGGUCAUUUUCAAUUUCAACACCAUACGUGCAGCUACUGAUAAUUUCUCUCCAUCAAACAAGAUUGGGCAAGGUGGCUUUGGGACUGUUUAUAAGGGUCAGUUAGCUAAUGGACAAGAGGUUGCAGUAAAAAGAAUGUCUAAAAAUUCAAGGCAGGGAAUUGAAGAAUUCAAAAAUGAAGUCAUGUUGAUCGCCAAGCUUCAGCACAGGAACCUUGUCAAACUUAUAGGUUGCUGCGUUCAGAGAAAAGAACAAAUACUGAUAUACGAAUACAUGCCCAACGGAAGUUUGGAUUCAUUUCUUUUUAAUCAAACAAGAAAAUCACAAUUGGAUUGGAGAAAACGCUUUGAUAUUAUAAUUGGAAUUGCUCGUGGGAUUUUAUAUCUUCAUCAAGACUCGAGGUUAACAAUUAUCCAUAGAGAUUUGAAGAGCAGCAACAUACUAUUGGAUGUUGUGUUAAAUCCAAAAAUUUCAGAUUUUGGUACGGCUACGGUAUUUCAAAAUGAUCAAGUUCAAGGCGAGACAAAUAGAAUUGUGGGAACAUACGGAUAUAUGUCACCGGAGUAUGCAAUAUUUGGAAAAUUCUCAGUAAAAUCUGACGUUUUUAGUUUUGGGGUUAUUCUAUUAGAGGUAAUAAGUGGCAGAAAGAACAAUGAUUUUAGUCAAGAGGAUUCUUCCCUGAGCUUGAUAGGACAUAUAUGGGAAUUAUGGAAGGAAGGCAAAGCAUUGCAGAUGGUUGAUGCAUUGUUAAUAGAGUCUUUAGAUCCUCAGGAAGCCAUGAGAUGCAUUCAAGUGGGGCUGUUAUGUGUUCAAGAAGAUGCAAUGGAUAGACCAACUAUGUUAGAAGUUGUUCUAAUGUUGAAGAGUGACACAUCUCUUCCUUCUCCAAAACAGUCUGCUUUUGUUUUUAGAGCGACUUCAAGAGAUACCAGCACACCUGGAAGGGAAGUAUCAUACUCUAUAAAUGAUAUAACAGUUACAGAGCUCCAAACUCGCUAGCUAUCUGUCAAUGUUCCGAAAUGUUAAUAGUGUACAGUAAAAUCUUUCUAUUUUUAUAGUCAUACGUUUAAAAUUAAAUAAAAUCUAUGAUGACGAAGAAGUUACAAGUUAGUGAAAA
This is a messenger RNA of Ricinus communis (castor bean), 2964 nucleotides long. Its product is annotated as G-type lectin S-receptor-like serine/threonine-protein kinase At1g11410. NCBI's taxonomy places the organism in Eukaryota, Viridiplantae, Streptophyta, Magnoliopsida, Malpighiales, Euphorbiaceae. The record is from RefSeq and is a predicted model, not a curated record. Gene Ontology annotation, molecular function: ATP binding; protein serine/threonine kinase activity. The transcript has 7 exons. Bases 351 to 2846 code for a protein of 831 amino acids. Gene Ontology annotation, biological process: recognition of pollen; protein phosphorylation.